GGGCUGAACACACGAGUUGUAGCCUCAGCGGUUACUCUGCUGUCAGGAAGGACAGACGCACCCCGUCGCUGAAUCAAAAAGGCAGCUGGCGAUAGUUCCCUCAGCGCAGUGCACAUUUGCACCACAGUCUCCCUGACAUUGAUACUAUGACAUAUCGAAUUUGCAUUGACAUUACGCGCUUUAGCUCUGUUAUCGUUAGCUAGCAGGCUAAUGUCAAGGAAGACAAGGGUAAUGCUAGCUAAUGUCAGCAAUGGAAAGGCGUAGUGUCAUCAUUAGCUCGCAGCCUGCGACAGCCAAGUGGUAUGACAGACGAGACGCUGUUUUUGUAGACUUCUGCGUGGAGGACAGUAAAAAUGUGAUGGUACAUUUUGAAAAGUCAAAAUUUGAUUUUGGCUGUGUCGGGGGUACAGAUAAUAUCCAACAACAGAAUACAGUGGACCUUUUUGAGGAGAUUAACCCCAAAGACUCCAAAUACAGACGAACUGACAGGUCUGUAUUGGUAUGUUUACGAAAAGUAGAGCCUGGUAAGGCAUGGCCGCGACUUACUAAAGACAAGACAAAGUGCAACUGGCUGAGUGUGGACUUUAAUAAUUGGAAAGACUGGGAGGAUGACUCAGACGAGGACUUGUCAAGUUUUGACAAAUUCUCAGAGAUGAUGAAUACAAUGGGAAGGGAUGAUGUACCUGAUUUUGAUGGUGCAGGAGAAGAGCAUGAUUCUGAAAACGGUGAUGAACAAAUGCCUGCCCUUGAGUAAAUACAAAUGGGCGCCACGUCAAUAGAUAUAAAUAAUAUGCGCUAAAAUCAAUGGGGAGAGACCAUUCCUGAGUUGUUGGAGAAGAAACGUCAGCUCCAUGCAAUUUCCAAAGCCGGAUCGCUUAAUGGAGUGACAGGAAGUGACGGUUGAAUACACAGACAUGCACAGAGAUCCAUAGGGACAUAAAGUGCUGCUCUGUUCUGCAUGGACAAUUCUGUUCCACUGAAGAUGUUCUUGUUUGUUAACUUAAAUGACUGUAACGGGAUGUACCUUUUUUGCAAUCACAGAUUACAUAUUGAACAUUGUGAUUUCUAACAAAGAAAUGCUCCAAAUGCCUAUUUUCCAAAAAGUAGAAUUUUUAUUAAUUACCAUUUCCCCCUUUUAAUGUUUGUACUGUGAAAUGCAUUUGUUUUGUUAAUUUAAAAAGCAGGAGUUCUGCUUAAUGUUAUGGAAAUUUUAGUUUUUUGAUAUUUCAGCAUUUAAAAUAAACGCUUCUGCUCAGAAUGUAAAGUUUAUUUUCAGAUUAUGGUACAAACUAAGCAUAUCAUUCUACCUUUAUUAAGUUUCUCUGCCAGAGUGCAAAUCAUUGUAGCAGGUAAACCGAUUACAUGUCUUCCAUUGGCAUACUGACGUUUCCCGAGAGGCGCAUGUGUUGAUCACACAUGUUCAUCUUUUGAUGCUGUGGGGGGUUCGGUUUACAUUUUUAAUGAAUUCUUUGAGACUCUUGAAUUAAAUUUUACAGAAUUGAAACGUAAUUUAUGACAAGGUGAUUAUUCACAUGGGAACGUUUCAUUCUUAAUAGUUGUUGAAAUGUGGUUUGAAAAAAAAUAUCCAUCUUCUUAGAAAAAAAACUUUUGAUUACCCUUCAAGCAAUUUGCUGAGCACAGGGAAAUUACCUCUGCUAUAUUGUCCCACCUGAUCUGUCCAUCUCAUUCGUGUAUUCACUUUGGCUGAAGAGCUUAAGUCUCAUCUGAUUGAAACGCGUUGAAGAAGGAGCUUCUGAAAACCAUUAUGAUUUAAUACUUUUACAGGUAUCUCUAUUUACAAAUGAACUUAUGAUUUAGGACAGACUCUUAUAACUGAACCAAUUCCUGUAGAAGGUAAUACUAUACUUUUUACUGCAUAUGUUUCACAGCAUUGUGCUCAGGAAUCCUCAGUGGAGUGCAGAAAUUCCUUAAAGUGUAGAGUUACUUUUUUGUGUGCUUAUUGUACAGGAUUUUCAUAACAUGGCAACUGCAGCACAUACUUUCUUUGCAAGUAAUGUGCAACGGUGCCACUUUUAAUUUUUGUGAUGCUCAUUGAGACAAAUUAUCUGUAGAGGCCAUACAUUAUUCAAGGUCUCGUUAUAAAGUACUCUAGAAAAUAACCUCAACCAGGUAGAACGUAAUUCCCCCAUGAGGAUGUUUAAUCAGCAUCUUAGAAAUCCAAUGAAGUCCUUCAUCUCGUGGCCUGCAAUACAUGGUGUCACCACUGUGUGGUGAGAAGAGGCCGUACCUUGUGUGAGGUGUUGAGAGGCUGCAUGUUAAGUACACGUCAGCAGUCUGGAGCCAGGGAACAGGCAUCUUUUCAACAUCCUCCACUGUCCAAUUAAGCUGGCUUCAACUUAACAAAAAGGUGGAUUACCAGAGAAGGAAAUAAUUCUCAUCACAAUAGAGGUGUACCAACUGGCAAACAACUGAAUAAACACUUUAAACCCAUCCCCCACAAAUAAUAUAAUGGUGAAAUCCCAAAUGAAACUUGAAACGAGAGUGACCUAAGUCUUUAGGGGGAUCCAAAUAUCUGCUGGCUGUAUUUGUACAUCCUUCAUCCAGCACGACUCUCUGGAGUGUGAUUGCAGAGGAAACUACAUAUAACCACUCUGGACAAGACAAACAUCAUAGAAAGCAGCCGAAACUGUUACUGCCAGCGUUUUCUCUCUAUGCAAUGAAUGGAGAAAAGCAGUGAGCUCAGCAUAAACCUUUCACCGGGCGGCAGGCCGUCCCUCUGACUGCCCUGGUCAGCAUGAUGCUCCAGUGCAGAAGCUCAAUGCCUGGUCUGGUCUCUCCUCUUCCUCUUCGACCGUGGAUUUUCCACCGCUUUAUCCAACCUGAGCCACGGAACCCACCCAUCACGCACACACAAAGUAAAACUGUGCCUAAUCAGUUCUGCUGCCACAUAUCUUAUUUGUACCAAUCCAGAGCACAAGGGGAGACAUUGCUCACGCUUCGGUGAUCCUUGGCGUGAUUAGAGUGAAUGUCAAAGGCAAAAUGUACAGCAUGAGAUAAUAAAAAGGAAAUUGUGGAAAAAUAAUAAGGUGCACCAAUGACGUUAUUCUGUGCUUGAAAGACUUUUAGAGGAAAUCAACUAGCACUCCCACUGCACUCAACUUGUACCUGCACUCAGGUUCUUCCUAGCACACUUUAUUUUUAAUUAAAUCUCAUAGCCUUGUAUUUUGUUUUAUACUGUAGAGUUAAAUUUUAUGUUAUUUGUCUUGUUGUCCAUUGUCUCCUUGUCUUAGUGUCCAAUGUUGUGCACCAACCGCCAUGUCAAAUUCCUUGUUAUAACAUUUUGUGACAAUAAAUGUUCCCGAUUCCUGACAUUCCCACUGGCUUUCUAUUUCCCAGUUUGAAAGCCAGCACAUUUCCUCAAUCAAGCUAAUCAUCCAGUGGUGUUAUGAUGAAUGUUUUUGAAUUAAUGCAUCAACCAAACUGUUGCUGCUCCACCACCCCCAGUAAAACAACACUUGAAAGGCCCAAGCAGAAACUAAAAAU
Molecule: messenger RNA, 3504 nt
Organism: Pungitius pungitius (ninespine stickleback)
Lineage: Eukaryota; Metazoa; Chordata; Actinopteri; Perciformes; Gasterosteidae
Gene: ptges3a
Product: prostaglandin E synthase 3a (cytosolic)
Exons: 8
Coding region: 242-754 (170 amino acids)
Biological process (GO): telomere maintenance via telomerase; prostaglandin biosynthetic process; chaperone-mediated protein complex assembly
Cellular component (GO): nucleus; cytosol
Molecular function (GO): prostaglandin-E synthase activity; Hsp90 protein binding; protein-folding chaperone binding
Source: RefSeq, a predicted model, not a curated record